CCAAAUAUGUCGCUUGUCGCCUUUGGGAGUUUCUUGGUUUUCUCUUUGAGCGUUUUAUGGCUUGUUUCCUAAUCCUCCUUCGGUAUGAAGUAAGGCCGGAGGCUCUGACUCCCUGACGCCCCGGCGCCUCGCACGUAGUAGGCCGUAAGGUGUGUGUUCCCUGAAAUAAGACUCCGAGUGAACCAGCUCACGUAGGGAGAUAGCGGCCAGCCGAGGAGCCGCCGACACGGCCGCUCGCUCGUUCGGGUUCCGCACCUGCGACAGGAAGAUGACAGCGCCCCUCCCAGUGCUUCGAGAUGGGAGCCCAAGCAGGGGGCGGCCUCCCUGCUGCCAGUAUCUGGGGGUUUGCGGUAGCUGUUGAUGGUAUUCCAGGGAGAGAGGAGGCAAGAUGGGGGGCGGGGGGAAGAGCUCGUCAGAGCCUGGAAACGUGGCUCCCAACGUCCUUGCUGUGUUCCUUCUCCCUGUGGUUUCCAGGACCAGUCACCUAACAUGACGCCUCAAGCUCUUCAUCACCAAGAAUGUUUUGCGGCAGACCAGCCGCAGCCAUGAUGAGCACCAAGGCCUUCACCCUGGUCCCCGCUGUGGAGCGGGAGCUGCUGCAGGGCGACAAGGAGUGGGUCUCGCUGGAGUGCGUGGAGUGCUGUGGCAGGAACCUGUACCUGGGCACCAGCGACUGCUUCGUGCACCACUUCCUGCUGGAGGAGAAGGUCUUGCCCGCCGGCACGGCCACCUUCACGGCCACCAAGCAGCUGCACAGACACCUGGGUUUCAAGAAGCCAGUGAACGAGCUGCGGGCGGCGUCGGCGCUGAGCCGGCUGCUGGUGCUGUGCGACAGCUCCAUCACCCUGGUCCACAUGCUGAGCCUGGAGCCCGUGCCCUCGGGCGCCCGCAUCAAGGGCGCCACAGCCUUCGCCUUGAACGAGAACCCGGUGAGCGGGGACCCAUUCUGCGUGGAAGUCUGCAUCAUCUCCGUCAAGCGCAGGACCAUCCAGGUGUUCCUGGUGUAUGAGGACCGCGUGCAGAUCGUCCGGGAGGUGUCCACGCCAGAGCAGCCCCUGGCCGUGGCAGUGGAUGGCCACUUCCUGUGCCUGGCACUCACCACCCAGUACAUCAUCCUCAACUACAGCACGGGCGCCGCCCAGGACCUGUUCCCCUACUGCGGGGAGGAGCGGCGGCCCAUCGUCAAGAGGAUAGGGAGACAGGAGUUCCUGCUGGCGGGCCCUGGGGGCCUGGGCAUGUUCGCCACGGUGGCCGGCAUAUCUCAGCGCGCCCCGGUGCACUGGUCGGAGAACGUGAUCGGGGCGGCCGUCUGCUUCCCGUACGUCAUUGCCCUGGAUGACGAGUUCAUCACGGUGCACAGCAUGUUGGACCAGCAGCAGAAGCAGACCCUGCCCUUUAAGGAAGGGCACAUCCUACAGGAUUUCGAAGGAAGAGUGAUUGUCGCCACAAGUAAAGGCGUUUACAUCUUGGUUCCAUUACCUCUGGAAAAGCAGAUUCAGGACCUUCUAGCCAGCCGCCGAGUGGAAGAGGCUCUGGUCCUGGCGAAAGGCGCCCGGAGGAACAUUCCAAAGGAGAAAUUUCAGGUGAUGUACAGGAGGGUUCUGCAGCAGGCGGGCUUCAUACAGUUUGCACAGCUUCAGUUCCUGGAAGCUAAGGAACUCUUCAGAAGCGGCCAGCUCGACGUGCGGGAGCUCAUCUCCCUCUGCCCCUUCCUGCUGCCUGCCUCCUCGUCCUUCACCCGCUCCCACCCUCCCCUGCACGAGUUCGCAGACCUGAGCCAGCUGACCCAGGGCGACCAGGAGAAGGUGGCCAAGUGCAAGCGCUUCCUCAUGAGCUACUUGAAUGAGGUCCGCAGCACGGAGGUGGCCAAUGGCUGCAGGGAGGACAUCGACACGGCCCUGCUCAAACUGUACGCGGAGGCCAACCACGAGAGCCUGCUGGACCUCCUGGUCACCGAGAACUUCUGCCUGCUCCCCGACAGCGCCGCCUGGCUGGAGAAGCACAAAAAAUACUUUGCACUGGGACUGCUCUACCAUUACAACCACCAGGACGCCGCAGCAGUUCAGCUCUGGGUGAACAUUGUCAACGGGGACAUUCACGACGCCACCCGCUCAGACUUGUACGAGUACAUCGUGGACUUCCUCACCUACAGCCUCGACCCGGAGCUGGUGUGGAAAUACGCCGACUGGGCCUUGCAGAAAAGUCAGGAGGUUGGAGUUCAGGUUUUCACCAAGAGACCCUUGGACGCACAGCAGAGCAGCUUUAACCCGGCUGAUGUUAUCGCUUGCCUUAAGAAAUACCCUCAGGCUCUGGUUAAGUACCUGGAGCAUCUCGUCGUGGACAGGAGGCUGCAGAAGGAGGAGUACCACACGCACUUAGCUGUCCUCUACCUGGACGAGGUGCUGCAGCAGAAGCCCGGCGCCACUGGCCAGGGCGCAGAGGUGACCGAGACGCAGGCGAAGCUGCGACGCCUGCUCCAGAAAUCCGACCUGUACCGCGUCCACAUUCUGCUAGACAGGAUCCGGGGUGCCGGGCUCCCCAUGGAGCGGGCCAUCCUGCACGGGAGGCUGGAGCAGCACGAGGAGGCGCUGCACAUCCUCGUGCACGAGCUGGGGGACUUCGCGGCGGCCGAGGACUACUGCCUGUGGCGCUCCGAGGACAGGGACCCACCCUACCGCCGGCGGCUCUUCCACCUGCUGCUAGGCCUCUGCCUGCGGCCCGGCCCCUCCGCGCACGAGCUGGCCGUGGCCGCCGUGGACCUGCUGAACCGCCACGCCACCGAGUUCGAUGCCGCCCAGGUUCUGCAGCUGCUGCCCGGCACCUGGUCGGUGCAGCUGCUCCGCCCAUUCCUGAUGGGGGCGGUGAGGGACAGCGUGCACGCCCGGAGGAGCGCGCAGGUGGCCGUGGGGCUGGCCAGGUCUGAAAACUUGAUCUACAAAUACGAUAAGACCCUGACGGUCUAGAGCGCGUGUGGGAAGGGCUGACCCUCACGAGGACGUGCCGGGUGCCAGGCGUUCCUGUGCAUCAUGACGCCACCGCGUCAGCACAGCAGUUUCCUGCAGAAUCCGCUGCCAUUGUCUCCUCUCCCAGAAGAGGAAGCAUUGGCACCGGAAGGUCACACAGAACGUGGAAGCACCCAGAUGAAACUGAAGGGAAGCUCCGUUCGGCUCUCAGACAAAAAGCUUUGCCAGAUGUGCCAGAACCCCUUCUGUGAGCCCACGUUUGUCAGGUACCCGAACGGGGGUCUGGUCCACACCCACUGUGCGGCCGGCAGAC
Molecule: messenger RNA, 3276 nt
Organism: Vicugna pacos (alpaca)
Lineage: Eukaryota; Metazoa; Chordata; Mammalia; Artiodactyla; Camelidae
Source: RefSeq, a predicted model, not a curated record